Molecule: messenger RNA, 237 nt
Organism: Ilex paraguariensis (yerba mate)
Lineage: Eukaryota; Viridiplantae; Streptophyta; Magnoliopsida; Aquifoliales; Aquifoliaceae
Source: the annotation of a GenBank genome assembly
AUGGAAAAAUCGGGAGAACCAGACUUGAUGAAGACGAAGAUGGAGAAGUUUGAGCUGAGAAGAAGGCGGGAGAACCAGACUCUGAAGAAGCGGGAGAAAGAAAAGAAAGGGAACGAGCCAUUCCCGGAUAACCAGACCAUUGACACCCCCGUGGGAGAGGUUUUGGCUUCGCUUUAUAAAGCAGAGAAAUUGAUUCAAAGAUAUCAAUGUUCAUUGUUGUUGUUGUUGUAUCGGUGA